AUGGCUUCGAGGCAAUGGACGAGGGUUGAUGACAAGAAGGUUGAGGAAGCUCUGUUGCGAUUCCCGGACCAUACUCCGCAUCGGUUAGAGGUUAUCGCCGACUAUCUGCAGUUUCCGCUUAAGGAUGUGAUGUACUACUACGACGCGUUGGUCCACGAUAUAGACCUUAUCGAAUCGGGUCGGGUUUCUGUACCCGUUUACCCGGAUAACUCAGGUGGAAUCUCGUCACAGUCAAACGUCGAGAAAGAUAGAAAGAGAGGACUUCCUUGGUCAGAAGAGGAACACGGAAAUUUUCUAAAAGGAUUACAACAUUUCAAGAAAGGAGAUUGGAAGGAAAUAUCGAGGGUGUAUGUGAAGACAAGGACCGCAACGCAAGUCGCAAGCCAUGCACAGAAGUAUUUCUUGAGGCAAAACUUGGAGAGUAAGGCAAAGAAACGCUCAAGUAUCCAUGACAUAACUUCGGUGCCUGCUAAAGAUGAAACAGUCCCUGCUGGAUCCGACUUGGACUCUUCUAAAGACCAGCCACUUACUGCUGACUUGGACUCUACUAAAGAUCAGCCACAUACUGGUGACUUGGACUCUACUAAAGACCAGCCACACACUGCUGACUUGGACUCUGUGAUGCCACAUAUUGGUGACUUAGACUCUACUAAAGACCAGCAACAUAUUGGUGAUUUGGACUCUACUAAAAACCAGCCACAUAUUGGUGACUUGGACAUGCCACAUACUGGUGACUUAGACUCUAUGAUGCCACAUAUUGGUGACUUGGACUCUAUGAUGCCACAUAUUGGUGACUUUGACUCUAUGAUGGGUCAGCCACAUAUUGGUGAUUUGGACUCUUUGAUGAACCAGCCAUAUUUUGGUGACUUAGACUCUAUGAUGAGGCAGCCACUUAGUGGUGACUUGGAUUCUAUGAUGAACCAGCCACAUAUUGGUUACUUAAACUCAAUGAUGGGCCAGCCACAAAUUAGUGAUUUAGACUCUAUGAUGGGCAAGCCACAUAUUGGUUAG
This is a messenger RNA of Eutrema salsugineum, 1011 nucleotides long. Its product is annotated as transcription factor DIVARICATA. Gene Ontology annotation, molecular function: DNA binding. The record is from RefSeq and is a predicted model, not a curated record. Bases 1 to 1011 code for a protein of 336 amino acids. The transcript is spliced from 2 exons. Lineage: Eukaryota; Viridiplantae; Streptophyta; Magnoliopsida; Brassicales; Brassicaceae.